Messenger RNA from Laetiporus sulphureus 93-53, 609 nucleotides. RefSeq lists its product as uncharacterized. Lineage: Eukaryota; Fungi; Basidiomycota; Agaricomycetes; Polyporales; Laetiporaceae. The record is from RefSeq and is a predicted model, not a curated record. Bases 1 to 609 code for a protein of 202 amino acids. The transcript has 6 exons.
AUGGCGGCAUGCCUUGACUACCGUAUGAGUCAGUAUGGGAGCCUGAUUAUGAUUCGGGUAUCGUACUUCUGCAGCGUGGCACUUGAACUUGGAUGGCCAUUGAAGAAGACGCGCUUGUGGCGUGGAAAUGGUGCGGGAGUGCUCGAUCAUUCUGCCACGUGGCACGUGUCCGGCCGAUCACACAUAUUUCAGGCUGUGCGCUGCAACGACAGAGACGAACAUAUUCCCAAUGCGAGCUUCAACAAUGAACAUCCACUCCCGGGUUCGCAUAGUGCGUGGCAAGCUUCAUGGAGGAUCUUCCCAGCACAUUCAUCUGUGCUGAGGCCAAACGUCGUCUCACGCUCGGUCGCUCAGAAAGGGUCGGAGCUGAGGCCGUCAACCAGUAGCGCAGUCCAUCCUCGCGUCGCAACAGUUACUGUCGUCCAACGCCGAAGCAGUAUGUCCCCGCGAAAGCCGUUCAAUUCGUCCAUUGGGUGUUCUCUCAAUGACUCUUCGGUGCUGGUCGGGACCUCUAAUUUUGAAGGGCCUGUCCUUUGGCUUUUAUUGGCUGUCAAAUUGUGGAAGGCCCAGUGCUGUUGUGAAGAGUGCCGGGACAACUCAGCCACGUAA